AUGCCAGAAGCAAUCCUCAACGACAUCUCGCAUCGCCGCUACAAUCCAUUGCGGGGUAGCUGGUUGCUUGUCUCCCCACAUCGAACGAAGAGACCGUGGCAAGGCCAGCAAGAAUCUCCAUCCAAAAUUACCUUACCAGAAUACGAUCCAGCGUGCUACCUCUGUCCUGGAAACAAACGCGCCCAAGGCGAUACCAAUCCCAAAUAUGUCGAGCCAUUCGUAUUCGUCAAUGACUACAGCGCUGUGAAAGAAUCACAAGCAGAAUACAAGCCAGAAGCCUCGAAAGACCUCUCAAGCCUCCUCCUCCGCGCCGACCCGGUAACUGGCAGAUGCUACGUAAUAACCUUCUCGCCCUCCCAUAACCUCACGCUCGCGGACCUCACUCCUGCUCAAAUCCUCCCGGUAGUACAAAUGUGGACGCAAAUCUACGCCGCGCACCUCUCGCCUUCGAAUCCCCUCUCGAAAAUCGAAGUCAAGGAAACACAAAAGUUACCCUUAAGUCCACCAAGUUCGCAACUGAGAUGGAUGCAGAUAUUCGAAAACAAGGGCGCGGCGAUGGGAUGCUCGAAUCCGCACCCUCACGGCCAGAUCUGGACCACUACUGGCUUGCCAGAAGAACCUGCAGAGGAACUUAUCCAGUUGCAGAAAUACCGGAAGGAGAAUGGGCGGAGUUUGCUAGCUGAUUAUGUCAAAGUGGAGAUGGAGAAGGAAGAAAGGAUCGUGUUCCAGAAUAAAGGGUUUCUUGUCGUUGUUCCGUGGUGGGCUACUUGGCCGUUUGAGGUUAUGAUUAUCAGUAAAGAGCAUAGGAGGGCUUUGGUGGAUUUUAGUGAGGAGGAGAAAUUGGGGUUUGCGGAGGCGGUGGCGGAGGUUACGAGGCGGUAUGAUAAUUUGUUUGAGACGAGCUUUCCUUAUAGUUCUGGUAUUCAUCAGGCGCCACUUGAGGGCACGGAGGAGGAGAUUGAGAGUUCGCAUUUUCAUAUGCAUUUCUAUCCUCCUCUGCUGCGUAGUGCUACCGUUAGGAAGUUCUUGGUUGGAUACGAGCUUAUGGCCGAGCCGCAACGAGAUAUAACCCCCGAGCAAGCGGCGAAGAGACUUAGGGAUGAUUGUGGAGGUGAGUUGUAUAGGAAGCAUUUGCAGUGA
Molecule: messenger RNA, 1140 nt
Organism: Mollisia scopiformis
Lineage: Eukaryota; Fungi; Ascomycota; Leotiomycetes; Helotiales; Mollisiaceae
Product: galactose-1-phosphate uridylyltransferase
Exons: 5
Coding region: 1-1140 (379 amino acids)
Biological process (GO): beta-D-galactose catabolic process via UDP-galactose, Leloir pathway
Cellular component (GO): cytoplasm
Molecular function (GO): zinc ion binding; UDP-glucose:hexose-1-phosphate uridylyltransferase activity
Source: RefSeq, a predicted model, not a curated record